AUGUCGGACACGGGCGAUAGUACACAUAAGCGAUCGAGGUCCUCUGCCCUCAACCUGCUCCGCCGAAAGGAUAAGGACAAAGACAAGGAGGGCCGCGCUGCCAGCACCAUCGCAGACGACGACGACGCUCUCUCCGAGGACGGCUCGCACAUUGCCCCAUCCGCCAAAGGCCAGAACUCAUCCUCCAGAAUGUCCCUCGGCCGCGUCACCUCUCAACAGCAACAGCAGCCUUCCAGCGCUGCUGCACCUGCGCCCUCGCGGGCAAGCAUCUCCGUCAGCGGUGAGAGGGGUUCAACACUCGAACAGGCUGUCCGCAAGUUCCGCUAUGUCGAGGCGCUCAAGAGCGGAAAUACAGCCGCCAUUUCCAGGGCGAUCCGUGAAACGUCCGACAAUGCCAACAGAGCGAGCAUCUCGUCCAUAAAUGCCGCCAGCUACGGCCCGCUCGACGACACUACCGUCCUCCACCUCGCCAUACAAUGCGCCGAGAACGAUGUUGUCGAAUAUGUCCUCUCCGACGGAGUCAACUACGUCGAUGUCAAUGCACGAGACAAGGAUGGUAACACUGCGCUCCACGUUGCAGCCACUUCUGGUCGUGGCCAUAUCGUUCGUCUUCUACUAGAACAAAAGGACAUCAAUGAUGCCAUUGCAAACAACCAAGGCAAACUGCCCCUCGACGUUGCCCGCAACCCGGAAAUCUUCCAGCAGCUACAACUAUCUCGGACUUUGUUUGUCCAGGACAAGGUGAAGCAGGUCCAAGACCUCGUUAGAAAAGGAACCUACGAGACCCUCGGGCAGGUGCUGGAGGAGCCCCGCGUCAAGACCAUUUUGGAUAUUAAUAGCACUGAGCUGCCCUCGGAUCUCGAGACCGUGCAGUCAGGUGGCAAUCUGCUGCACGAGGCUGCCCGGAGAAAAGACACGAAGCUCAUCCAAACGCUGCUUCUUCAUGGUGCAGACCCCUUCCAGCGCGAUCGCAAGGGCAAGCUUCCUCAAGAUGUGACCAAGGACGAUGUCACGCGAGCCAUGCUCAAACGAUCCCCAGCAGCGGUUGCAGCUCAGAGAGGCAUUCAGGAGAAGGCAGUCUUGGGACACGCGGCCGCUACGAGCGCUGCAACUCCUGUUGCUGCUGGCGAGCCCGUCGGUGGCCGAGAACCUACGAUGAAGGGGUACUUGAAGAAGUGGACCAACUAUCGCAAGGGCUAUCAGUUGAGAUGGUUUGUCCUCGAGAACGGAGUGCUGAGUUAUUACAAGCACCAGGAUGAUGCAGAGAACGCCUGCCGUGGUGCCAUCAGUAUGCGCAUUGCAAAGCUUCACAUGAGCACAGACGAAAAGACCAAGUUUGAAAUUAUUGGCAAGUCUUCUGUCAAAUACACCUUGAAGGCAAACCACGAAGUCGAGGCCAAGCGUUGGUACUGGGCUCUCAACAACGCGAUCCAGUGGAUGAAGGACCAAGCCAAAGAGGAAGAGAAACAAAAGGCAAACACAGCCGAGUACCUACGCCAGGCUCAUCUCGCCGCAAAGAGCACGGAUGGUUCUACUGCCGAUGUCCACAGCGAAGCCGCCAGUGUCACCGAUGCUGGAAGAAAUAGUGUUUCGCUUUCCAGAUUGCCGACCAAGGGUUCCAUGUCCAAGCAUGGAUUGUCUCGCGCUAGUACAAACGAUAGUAUCGAUGAUGAGUUUGUUGACGCCGGAGCCUCAGAAGCACGAUCCAAGCGUAACGGCGCUCUGUCAGUACCCGGCGACGUGGAUGACGAUGACGAUGAGUCGAGUGGCGGUGAGAGGCCAACUGCUUCCAAGGAUGCCUUCAACAUUACAGCUCAGUCUGCCAAACUACAGCUCGACACAAUGGCUCAGGUCAGCACUGCUCUACAAGCCGAGGCUAACAGGAAUCCAAACCUGUCGCUCGUCGAUCCCAAGGCGGCACAAGCAUUAGCCACCUACGACGCAGCUAUCAAGAGUCUGAAGGGACUUAUGGGAGACCUUCUCAGAAUAUCGAAAGAUAGAGACGCUCACUGGCAAUACCGUCUGGAUCAAGAGAUUGAGAUGCGGCAGAUGUGGGAAGAAUCCAUGGCCAAGGUGGCCAAGGAGCAGGAAGUGCUGGAAGAGCGCGUUGGACGGGCCGAGUUGAAGCACAAGAUGACCAAACGAGCCCUUCGUGAAGUUAUGGAGCAGGACGGGCGUCCUGUCAGUGCAUACAGCUCCGUGGUCCAUCCCCCAGAGUCUUCGAGUGCCAACGAAGGACAACCCGCCCUGGAACCAAAGUCACCAGCGAGCCUGAGCCGGAAGCCCACCGCCCUUGCUCAAGUCGUCGAUGACCUAUCCGAUGGCGGAGAGACAGAUGAGGAUGAGUUUUUUGAUGCGGUUGAUGCUGGUCAAGUCGAGGUAGAGCCACUGCCACCUGCAGAGGUUGUCUCAGCGGAUAGCGCCCAGGAAGUGGUUGUAUCAGGAGCUUUGGACAUUAGCGACUCGUACAAGGGUUACGAAAAUGGAAUCAGAAAACGGCUCAAGCUUGACAAUGAUGACCGGCCGAAGAUUUCCCUCUGGGGUAUCCUGAAAUCCAUGAUUGGAAAAGAUAUGACCAAGAUGACUCUGCCAGUGUCCUUCAACGAGCCAACUUCUAUGCUCUUCCGAGCUGGUGAGGACAUGGAGUACGCUGACCUGCUUGACCAUGCCGCCGAACGCAGCGAUUCUAUCGAGCGCAUGUUGUAUGUUGCAGCUUUCACCGCAAGUGAAUUUGCCUCAACCAUUGGCCGUGUCGCGAAACCCUUCAACCCCAUGCUGGGCGAGACAUUUGAAUACGUCAGACCUGACAAGGGGUAUCGUUUCUUCACCGAACAAGUCAGUCAUCACCCUCCAAUCGGUGCAGUGCAUGCCGAGUCUGCUUCAUGGUCAUACUACGGAGAAUCCAAUGUUCGGUCCAAGUUUUAUGGCAAGUCCUUCGAUAUUGCCCAUCUUGGCACGUGGUGUGUGGAAAUCCGUCCAAAGUCUGGUGGUAAGCCCGACUUUUAUUCAUGGAGAAAGCCCAACUCUCAAGUUGUGGGUAUUAUCACGGGUAACCCUGUCGUCGACAACUAUGGUCUUGUAGAAAUCAAGAACUGGACCACUGGUGAAGUCUGUCAACUUGACUUCAAGCAGCGCGGUUGGAAGGCUUCGAGUGCAUACCAGAUUGCUGGCAAGAUCCUAGAUGCAGAUGGUCGCCCACGUGUCAGCAUUGGCGGGCGCUGGAACUCUAAGCUCUACGCGCGUUAUACGCCUGGUUAUGAAGCCACAGUCGACGAACCUGCCGAUGGUGGUUCGUUCCACAAGGGAAAUAUCAGUGACACCACCAAGGCCUUCCUCAUCUGGCAAGCCAAUGAUCGUCCAAAGGACAUUCCAUUCAACCUGACGCCGUUCGUUCUCACGUUCAACCACAUUGAUGACAGUCUUCGCAAGUGGAUCGCGCCCACAGACUCCCGUCACCGCCCUGACCAACGUGCCAUGGAGGAUGGUGAAUACGACCAUGCCGCUACUGAAAAGGAGCGUCUGGAGAAUGAGCAACGACAGCGGAGGAAAGAACGCGAAGCCAAGGGUGAGGAAUACGUGUCACCCUGGUUCACCAAGGACAAGCAUCCGAUUACGGGCGAGGAAUACUGGAAGUGGAAUGGCAAGUACUGGCAACAACGAGAGAAGCACGGUAACGGUGACGCUCAAGCCUGGAAAGGUACGGAGCCCAUCUUCUUUCCUCAGGAGUCCUAG
Molecule: messenger RNA, 3732 nt
Organism: Pestalotiopsis fici W106-1
Lineage: Eukaryota; Fungi; Ascomycota; Sordariomycetes; Amphisphaeriales; Sporocadaceae
Exons: 3
Coding region: 1-3732 (1243 amino acids)
Biological process (GO): maintenance of cell polarity; piecemeal microautophagy of the nucleus; exocytosis
Cellular component (GO): cytosol; nuclear envelope; intracellular membrane-bounded organelle
Molecular function (GO): sterol binding; protein binding
Source: RefSeq, a predicted model, not a curated record